AUGCAUCUACGUCCCGAUCAUGCAGUCCGAGACCUCCCAACCCUCCAUGCCUUCAUCAAGCAACACCCACUAGGCGUCCUCACCACUUCCCUCCCUUCGGAGAAUCACCCGACCCUGCAAUGCAGCCACAUCCCCUGGGUGUUGGACAACGAAACAACCCUUGACCCUGAGUUAGUGACGGAAGCAAAACUAGCCGAUGAAAACACCCCCGCACCACUACAUCCCUCUAUGGGAGUACUCCGCGGUCACAUCGCGCGCCAAAACCCGCAAAGCAAAGCAAUGGUAGAAUCUGCCCCGGAGUAUGGUACCAAAACAAUCAGUAUCCCGGGCGCAUUUCCUAUAACAAGUUCUGCAGAGGAACCAACGAUAUCCACAGGCCAUACACUACAUGGUGAGGUCUUAAUUGUCUUCACCAGUCCAGUAGAUCACUACAUCACCCCGAACUUCUACACAGAGUCCAAACCAGCCACGGGAAGGGUCGCUCCGACGUGGAAUUACGCCGCAGUGCAGGUCUACGGUCGGGCGACUAUCUACCACAACGUGAAUGAUAAGGAAACGGAGCUGUUUCUACGACGACAGCUGGGUGAUUUAGCUCGACUUGGAGAGGAAGGGGUAAUGGGUUUCCAAGAUGGAUCCGGGUUGGGUUCGGGAUCUGAUCUCAAACAUGGGGGAGGUGGAAGUGGAAGCGGAAGCGGAUGUGGAACUGGGGAUGGGGAUCCACCCCGAAAUCAGAACCAGAGCUCAGACCUGGAGCUGAAUCAGGGGGUGAAGACGGCGGUAACCGGAGCUAGCGGGCAUGGUGACGGCACGGCAUUGCCGACGCCUUGGAAAAUUGCCGAUGCGCCAUUGGAGUACAUUGCUGCGCUUUUGAAGAAUAUUGUCGGGAUGAGGAUUGAAAUCACGCGGAUUGAGGGCCGGUUUAAGGUUAGUCAGGAACGGCCGGUGAAUGAUCGUGGUGGCGUUGUUGAGGGGCUGGACAGGAUGGGUGGGAGGGCGAGGGAUAUGGCGGAAUUUGUGAGGAGAGGGAAGGUUUUGCCCGGUCAAUGA
Molecule: messenger RNA, 1047 nt
Organism: Penicillium expansum
Lineage: Eukaryota; Fungi; Ascomycota; Eurotiomycetes; Eurotiales; Aspergillaceae
Product: FMN-binding negative transcriptional regulator
Exons: 1
Coding region: 1-1047 (348 amino acids)
Source: RefSeq, a predicted model, not a curated record